GGUAAAUGGAAAAAUGGAAUCAUUCUUUUCUCCUCUAUUACUCCUUCCUUUCUUCUCUCUCUCUCUCCGCAAUUCUCUCUCUCUCUACAAAACCCUCUCUCUCUCUUCUGCAAACCCAAUUCAGGGCUUUUGGAAUGUGUGUCUGCAACAAUGUCAAUAUAUUUACAAGAACUACUCUUUUGAUUGUAUUAUAUAUGGGGGAUUAGGCUUGUUGAUUAUUUGAUAAUCCAAUUUUAUUUUGUAACAGUGUGCUUUGGUGGUAUAGAAAAGUGACCGAUUUUUAUAGAUAAUGUUAUAGUUUGUUACUUUUGUUGUUGUUGUUGUACUGUAUUAUCUUGUUGAAGAAUUCAAAACAUAAUCGGCAAACGGGAAAAACUGAAUUUUGUUUGAUGGGUAAUAAACUCGGGAGGAGGAGACAAGUGGUAGAUGAAAAAUAUACACGGCCACAAGGUUUGUAUAAUCAUAAAGACGUCGAUCAGAAGAAGCUGAGGAAGCUAAUCCUAGAAUCAAAGCUUGCACCUUGCUAUCCCGGAGAUGAAGAAACUGCCGUAGAUCGAGAAGAGUGCCCAAUUUGCUUUCUGUAUUAUCCAAGUCUAAACCGAUCAAGAUGUUGCACAAAGAGCAUUUGUACAGAGUGCUUUUUGCAGAUGAAAGUUCCGAAUUCAACUCGGCCUACACAAUGUCCCUUCUGUAAAACGGCGAAUUAUGCUGUGGAGUAUCGUGGUGUAAAAUCAAAAGAAGAGAAAGGGAUGGAACAGAUUGAGGAGCAGCGUGUUAUUGAGGCAAAAAUUAGGAUGCGGCAGCAGGAACUUCAGGAUGAAGAGGAAAGAAUGCAUAAAAGACUAGAAGUGAGCUCUUCAAAUGUGAAUGUGGCUGUUGCAGAUGUUGAAUACAGUUCAAAUGCAGUGGCUGAAUCUUCAACGUCUGCCAUUGAACACGAUGAAAUCGUCUCUUCUCAAGACUCGUGUGCCACACCGAUGGUUAGACCACCUCCUGCGACUAGGGCCAAUAGAGAUGAUGAAUUUGAUGUUGAUCUUGAGGACAUAAUGGUCAUGGAAGCAAUCUGGCUUUCGAUUCAGGAGAAUGGCAGGCAGAGAAAUUUAUCUUUUGCUGAUGCUACUUCUGGCCACUACGUAGCUGAUGAUCGCUAUGCUUCGUCUCCCAUGGUUCAACAGGCAGAGACAUCCUCGUCCCCAUCCCCAUCGGGGGGUCUUGCUUGUGCCAUUGCAGCUCUUGCUGAGCGUCAGCAAAUGUCGGGAGAAUCAUCUGUAAGCUCCAAUAAUGAAAAUACAUCAUUCAACAUGCUACCGGGUUCCAGAAGGUUUUAUAACCGGAUUGGUAGAGAUAUGGUUAGUUAUUCACCCACAGAAAACCUGGAUGAGGGGCCACCAGAUGAUACUAUGGCAACGACUAGGAGUCAUGGUCAAUGGAGCAUAGAUCAUGGAUCACAGGUAGCUGAAACGGCAACUAGCUAUGCAAACUCUGUUGAAGGAGAAGAUCGUGGUGAACUGUCAUCUAUGUCACAGUCUAAUGACAAUGAUGGAAGCUUUCAAAGUGCCACAGAACCUAUUGUUCCUGAGAGUUUUGAGGAGCAGAUGAUGCUGGCUAUGGCUGUCUCUUUAGCCGAAGCUCGAGCCAUGCCAAGUGGACAGAGCGCUUCAUGGCAAUAGUUUUGGUCAAGGCACUGCUUCAAUCUUUCUUAAAUUGGUGAUGCUUGCCUUGACUAUGUGGCCUACCGGGUCCUGUAUUUGGAGUUUGAGCAAAAGUCACACGUUGUGUGCAAUUUUGGUCAAGGAUCAGGUAGUGAUUCUCUUCUCACAUGAAUUUAUAUAUAUAGAUGUCAAAGGAAAACUAAUGAUUCAAGUUAGUGAAAGGUUGUUGCUUAAUGCCAUUUUUUUUACUGUGUGAUGUCUCCAUGCUCUCAUUGAUUUUCUGUAAAUAGUUUUUGUCUUUUGAUAAAUGUCUUUUCAUUCUUAUAGUAAUAUGCAGCGCAUUUUAGAAUUGUAGAAUUGUAAUGAACAAGAAAGGAAAUUAAAUAUCUAUUUCAGUAAAUUUCAUCAA
Molecule: messenger RNA, 2061 nt
Organism: Medicago truncatula (barrel medic)
Lineage: Eukaryota; Viridiplantae; Streptophyta; Magnoliopsida; Fabales; Fabaceae
Product: E3 ubiquitin-protein ligase DA2L
Exons: 9
Coding region: 390-1670 (426 amino acids)
Cellular component (GO): cytoplasm
Source: RefSeq, a predicted model, not a curated record